This is a messenger RNA of Fragaria vesca subsp. vesca, 1881 nucleotides long. RefSeq lists its product as uncharacterized. The transcript is spliced from 2 exons. Bases 763 to 1473 code for a protein of 236 amino acids. The record is from RefSeq and is a predicted model, not a curated record. NCBI's taxonomy places the organism in Eukaryota, Viridiplantae, Streptophyta, Magnoliopsida, Rosales, Rosaceae.
GGGCUCUCUGCCGACCCAGAGACCUUUGCCAAGAACCGUGAGCUCGAAGUGAUCCACUCCAGGUGGGCCAUGCUCGGAGCUCUCGGGUGCGUCUUCCCCGAGCUCUUGGCCCGCAACGGUGUCAAGUUCGGCGAGGCAGUGUGGUUCAAGGCCGGAGCCCAAAUCUUCAGUGAGGGCGGGCUCGACUACUUGGGCAACCCUAGCUUGGUCCACGCGCAAAGCAUCUUGGCCAUCUGGGCCACCCAAGUCGUCUUGAUGGGCGCAGUUGAGGGAUACAGAAUUGCUGGAGGCCCACUUGGUGAAGUUGAAGACCCACUUUACCCAGGAGGCAGCUUCGACCCAUUGGGCCUUGCUGAUGACCCAGAAGCAUUUGCUGAGCUUAAGGUGAAGGAGCUCAAGAAUGGUAGGCUGGCCAUGUUCUCUAUGUUUGGCUUCUUUGUUCAGGCCAUUGUUACCGGAAAGGGUCCAUUGGAGAACCUUGCAGACCACCUUGCUGACCCAGUUAACAACAAUGCCUGGUCAUACGCCACCAACUUUGUUCCCGGCAAGUGAAUGAGGCUUUAAGAGACUUGUAGUGUCCUCAUUUGAAAUUUGAGUGGGUUUUGAGUGUGGAAUUGUUCAUGUUGUAGAUUGAUGUGAACCACCCAAGUGAAGAGAAUGUGAAUUAUUAUUUAUAUAUGGGAAUCUGAAUGGAGUAAAGUUCUUAUCUUUUUGUUAUUUCAAUACAUUUUGCGCAUUGAUUGGAUUGAAAUAUAAUCAAACAUGGCAGAAAGGCGACCCCUGCACUUCAAUUUCUUCUCUUCUCUGAAACAGGUUGAGAAGAGAUUGAAAUUAGAACACCAAUCUGUGCAAUCCACUCCAUCACAAUCAAAAUUGCUAGAAAGCAAUAAGUUAAUUACAGAAUCACUAAGCUCACCCAUAUACCUUGAUUUGGAGCAAUCCAACAAGAACAACCAUCAGGGCUCUAGUACACUCCAAGACAGUAGUGAAGCCCCUGAAGCAUUUCUUUCAUGCUCUCCACAGUUCAUACAGACCCAAGAGAACCCAACUCAGCCAAAUUCCCCCAAAACUGUUAGUGACACUGAAACUGAAUCUGUUGACGAUAUUGAGCAGUUGAUUCAACUCUUGGGUUUGUCUAGUUGUCAAGAAGGAGAUGAAGAAAAGGCUGGUUUGGACUUCAAGUGUGGAGGUAGUGAAAAUGGGGGAAAUUCUUGUCAUUGUGAAGGUGGGUUUUAUGAGAAGAUUGUUGGGGUGAAGGGGCCAAAGUGUGGGAGAGAAGUGGAGAGGUUGGAGGGUUGGAUUAACUACUUCCUGAAUGGUCAUGGGGAGGGAAAGAUUGAGCCUUUCAGGUUGGCACAUUUGUUUUUGUGUAAAGCUGCUUUUGCUUCAGAGGGUGCUGAUCAUGGUUUUGGAGGGUUGGAAUUUCCUUCCACGAUUGGGGAUUAUCUGCGCAACGAUCCUCCAACAGAUUAAUAUGGCACAAGAUUUACUUUGUGUUAUUGUCACUCUUAAAAGAUGGUGCUUCAUAGUUUCAUAUAUCAGCUUGAUGUAAGGUACGGAUGUUGAGAAUAUUACAUUUACAGAGUUUCUUUGCCAAAUGUUCUUAAUCCUUUUUCCAACAGUAGUAUGAUUGUAUUCAUCAAAUAUUUGAUGUUGCUUUCAUUUUUACAUGGUGCACAAACAUACAUGAUUAGCUAUUAGAAGCAGGAGGAAAAGAGUAAGAUGAUGAGAAAAUUCAGAUACCUUUUUAUCUUUUAUCUUAUUGGAUGCUAUGAACUCAAUUUUCAUUCAAAAAGCUUCAAUGGUUGGUAUCCAAGUAACUGCUGGACUUAUGAAAUUAAAGAUCAGGAUUUGAUUUUACAAAAUCAUGAAUAAAUUUGC